Messenger RNA from Lepus europaeus (European hare), 408 nucleotides. Its product is annotated as late cornified envelope protein 1F-like. The coding region runs from base 1 to 408 and encodes 135 amino acids. The transcript has a single exon. Gene Ontology annotation, biological process: epidermis development. Lineage: Eukaryota; Metazoa; Chordata; Mammalia; Lagomorpha; Leporidae. The record is from RefSeq and is a predicted model, not a curated record.
AUGUCCUGCCAGCAGAGCCAGAAGCAGUGCCAGCCCCCUCCCAAGUGCCAGUCCCCGAAAUGUCCCCCCAAGUGCCCUCCGGUGUCCUCCUGCUGCGGCGCCAGCUCCGGAGGCUGCUGCAGCUCGGGGGGCGGCGGCUGCUGCUUGAGCCACCACCGGCCCCGCCGGUCCCUUCGUCGCCGACACCAGAGCUCGGGCUGCUGCAGCAGUAGCUGCUGUAGCAUCAGCGGCGGCGGCGGCAGCAGCUGUGGUGGCGGCAGCAGCGGCGGCAGUGGCUGCUGUGGCAGUAGCAGUGGCAGUGGCUGCUGUAGCAUCAGCAGCGGCGGCAGCAGCGGCGGCAGUGGCUGCUGUGGCAGCAGCGGCGGCGGUGGCAGCAGCCAGCAGUCUGGGGGCUCCGGCUGCUGCUGA